AACAAUUCCUGGGACUUACAGGGAGGCUUAAUUUGCUAAGAAUUUAUUGGAUACUUCUGAAAAGUUAAACCUAUUUGUAGACCAAACUAUCAGCUCGGGAACGCAUUUUUGUGCUGGAACCCAUUCCUUCAGGGCCAAGACUGUACUUCCGAGUAACGCCUGGCUGUAACUGCAUGCCAUUUCAAAAGUCGAAAUUUCUUUUUAGCUGAUCCGAUUAUUGCAAGCAAAUCAUGAACGUUCAACUUCUGCAGCGAUCUACUUCGUAGCGAUUGAAGUUGCAGGGAUGGCGUGAAACAAUCAACCAGAGAAAACUUAUUCCAAAUUCUUUACAUUGAAGUCUGGUAUCCAAGCAUCGGGCCAGUAACCGGCUUAACUAGUGCUACAGAUGUUGUGGAAAACUUUGACUGCGAAAUGGCGGCAGCGAACGACCUUCUCUUGUUUAUUCCCUGUUUAUUUCAGCUCGUUAUUCUUUGUAAGGCUAAAAGACCAGGGCCUCGAGUUGUUCUUGAUAUCCCAGUGGAUUUUCAUCAACGCGUCAAAGUUUACGACGAUUUUGUCGAGAUCAUCGAAGCCCCAACUUUUGCAGAAGCGGAGUUUGACAUUGUUCUGUCUUACAGGACUAGAGAGGCAAGACUCUUAUCAAUCGAACUCACAUCAAUCGGAAUAGAGAAUAAACAGGGUCACGAGUUUAAAUACGUUGUUAUUGUUGCUCAGCGAUCUGAAGUUACACAGACGUUGCGUGUUAAAGUUGGCCUUCGUGAUUCAAUGGCGUAUUUAGAAAACAAAGCUCUUGGGAUAUUUCCUGAUCUUUACAUCGAGCAAAUACAUGUGACCGUAACAUUAGUCGAUCUGCUUCCUGGUGGAUUGGAAUCGAAGCCUGUUUUAGCUGGGGAUUUUUUACGUUUGCCAUUAGUUCCUCCGUGGAGUAGACCUCUUAAACCUGGCUUCAGUUUUCCAUGGCCUUUGGAACAGUUGAUAAAAUACGAUCCAAAGAAAAUCGAAAAAUGCCAGCAUCUUAAGGACAUUGUUGACUUACUGACAUUUCCUGUGGCUUUAACUGGAAAGGAGACUGGUGUGAAAAGAGUUCUACCACCACUUGCAUGGCCUAGACAAGAGUUAGCUGAGGCAUACAGCAGGACAAAACCAAGGUUUACAAUUUCAACAUGGAUAUUCAUAAUGGAACCAUGUCUUGAUGGUCUUUGUGGAAUUUUUAAUCACAGGAGUACAGCGCUCCUGACGCCGUUAGUGAGCAUUACAUCAAGUGGCCUCCUUCAUAUACAGGUACAAUACACACCUGACAUGGGUCAUGCAUUUAUCAUCAACAGUCGCUUGCCUCUUAAAAAGUGGUUACAGAUUGUGAUGUCAGUUGAUGACACAACCGUUCAUGUCACAAUCCGACAUUUCAAUGGUCAUGUUUUUGAGAAAGAGGAGAAUGCUGUGCAUGGAGAUUUCCCGCAUGGAACAUUUAGUUACAAGGACACUGAUGGAUUUUGGGUGCUUGGAGGAACAGAAGGCUCAAAGACUUUUAAAGGGAUUAUUGGACAUACCCGUAUCUACAGGAGACACUUUUUGUUUCCAAACCAGGUUUACUCUCUGCCCGAAGAUCACCUGAUGUUCAGCAUGGCUCUGACAGAUCAUUCAGCAACAUGCAGUGAAAAGAUUGUUAACUUGCAUGAAGCUGCUCUGGAAGAAAUUGAGAAAGAGUCAGAGAAAAAUGAAAACUAUGUGACCAAGCGUGAAUCGCUGAUGGAUCUUGUACCUGCCCCUGACAGUCUCAACCCUCAAUGUCAAGUUCCAUUAUCAGGGGAGACCCAUGAGGUGGAUCUCAUUGUACAGCAAGCCAUAAGCCAACAUCACAAUGAUUUGAGAUCUGUAGCAGACUUUUUGUAUCAGCUGGCUUUUGCAAAAUUGGUUGACAACCCACAGGAGGCCAGAAAGGCACUGGCCAUUUUGAGAGUGGCUAGUUGUAUGGGACACAUCAAGUCACAGUACAUGACAGGGGUUAUAAAUAUGAUUGGUUUAGGUGUCCCGCAAGACAAGACCCAGGGCUGGAAGUACUUGCUGCUUGGUGCAGCUAAUGACAAUGCUCUGUGUCAGAUGUCUCUGGCAUACAGGCAUUUUAUCGGGGCUGAUGGAUUGCAUCAGGACUGUGAUUUAGCUAUUGGAUAUUACAAGGCAGCUGCUUUAACUACAGACAAGCUCCUGCAGGAGCAUCAAGAAGUUAAUACCCACUCAGAAGCAGUGCGUUUAGAUGAUUAUGACGAACUCGCCAAUCACAAAGGACAAGAGUCUGACAUGUUCCAGUGGCUUACCCAUCAAGCCUUGCAUGGUUUGACAGGCGCUCAAAACUUGUUGGCGGAGAUGUACUAUUAUGGUAAACGCGGUUUGCAGAGAGAUUUAAACAGAGCUGUAAAAUAUUAUCAGAUGGGAGCCGACAAAGGAGACGCCGAGGGUCUCUACAACCUGGGCGUGUCUAUGCUUAAGGGCCAUGGAGUGGAGCAAAAUGAGGAAGAAGCUAUUAAGCUGUUUAAGCUGUCUGCAGAACAGGACUUUCCGCCGGCUCUAAAUGCCUUGGGUUUCUAUGAAGUGAACAUGCGUCAGAACUACAGUGGUGCAGCGGCUUACUUCAAGAGAGCCGCUGACAAAGGCGACCGAGAUGGACUGACCAACUUAGCUGUGUCUUAUGACAACGGGUGGGUGGAGGGACACCCACCUGAUAAGAGAGAAGCGUUCAAGUAUUGGUUCGAGGCUGCCACCAAAGGACAUCCUGGAUCGUGUCUUGCCGUGGGGGAGGGGGUCAGUAGUGGCUUGUACGUGGACAGGAACUGCCCUUUGGGGGUUGUAUAUCUUCGUUUCGUUGCCGAGCAAAAUCCUGAGGUUGGAUGGUUAAUGAGACGAGGUUUAGAAGCACACUACCAAGGAAACAUGUACAAAUCGUUAGUUAAUUUCAUGUUUGCCGCUGAGGUUGGCAUGGAAGUACCUCUAUACAAUGCAGCCAUGUUGUGCGAAGAAAAUCAGGAUAAGCUGAACAGUGUAACUGCAGUGGACUGCACGUGGCAUUAUUACAAUCGCUCAGCUGCUAUGGGCUGGGUCUUUGCUAUGGUUAAAGUAGGAGAUAAUCACUGGUAUGGCAAAACUGUACCUCAAAACAUCACAUUUGCUGCUGAAAUGUACGCGGAAGCCGCCUCCAAAAACGAUCUACCACAGGCGGUUUACAAUUUAGCUUACAUGGUGGAGCAUGGCUAUUCUUUGAAAGGAAUCCAGUGGAACAAUGUCGACAAAAAUGAUGUUCUACAGGGGAACCUUACGUUUGCUGCUUCACUCUACCAGAAAUGCCGUGAUGCUACAGAGAACAACAACGAAUCUUUCCUACCCUGUGCGUUCGGUGUUGUGAGAGUCAAGCUGAAACUCUUUUGGCAAAACUACUCAAUGUUAGCUCAGGCAUGUGUCGUGAUGGUGACGUUACUUGUUGGACUAUUGACAGUUUCGGUGUUUUUCUCCGAUGGAAACGGGCUCUAGCAUAGACCACUGACACAAAGCAGGAUAGAAGUAUAGCCAAGAGAACAGUGUUACUUACAAAUAGAUUUUAUUUAUUAUUUCUUGGAUACAGUACUCUAAGAAUGGGCGUCGAGGAAGAAUACGCCUUUUCACAUUUGCAGGAAAAGAUAUCAGUGUGUUUAACUCCUUGUCACUGAAUUCAGUCAAAUGGAUUGACUGUAAAAAGACAAACAAACAAUGUGCAGCCAGAAGAUUUUGCAGGCCUUGUCCUUACUACGCUGGAAAAAUUUGAAAACCCAGCUUUGUUUCCACUGCUAGGCCUACCGUUCACACUAAUCCGCCACGG
Messenger RNA from Orbicella faveolata, 3844 nucleotides. RefSeq names its product protein sel-1 homolog 3-like. Gene Ontology annotation, molecular function: protein binding. The record is from RefSeq and is a predicted model, not a curated record. Lineage: Eukaryota; Metazoa; Cnidaria; Anthozoa; Scleractinia; Merulinidae.